Molecule: messenger RNA, 3269 nt
Organism: Scatophagus argus
Lineage: Eukaryota; Metazoa; Chordata; Actinopteri; Scatophagidae
Gene: itga2b
Product: integrin, alpha 2b
Exons: 31
Coding region: 93-3170 (1025 amino acids)
Biological process (GO): angiogenesis; cell-matrix adhesion; cell adhesion mediated by integrin
Cellular component (GO): external side of plasma membrane; integrin complex
Molecular function (GO): integrin binding
Source: RefSeq, a predicted model, not a curated record
UUAUUGGAGGGAUAAUAUACAAGGGCGACUCAAAACUGCUUCAGUUUGCAUGUAGGCUUGAGAGACAGGUGCAUGUCAGACAGACAGGUGUGAUGAGUGCAUUCAGGUGUGUGUGUGAGCUGCUGUGUCUGUGUGUGAUUGUGUGUGUGGGUCUGAACCUGUUGGAUGAAGCUGUGGUGUUCAGCGGACCAUCAGGAAGUUUGUUUGGAUUCUCUGUGGACUUUCACACCUUCAAUAACACGUCUUACGUUGUGAUUGGAGCUCCCAAAGCCAACACCACCCAGUCAGGAGUGAUGGAGGGAGGGGGAGUGUUUCUCUGCCCCUGGUCACCUGGAGGCAGGGCCUGUGACAUUAUCAACUUUGACUUGGAAGGUGACGAGAACUACAGCAGCUCUGAGCUCUUCUUUUACACGUUUAAGAGUCACCAGUGGUUUGGAGCUUCAGUUCGAUCUGUCAGCAACACACACUUACUGGCGUGUGCUCCACUUUAUCACUGGAAUGUUCAGAGGGGAAGGAUGGAGUCAGGGAAAACACCUGUGGGAAACUGCCUCCUCUUGGACCAAAGGGCAGGACGCUCCACUUCCUUCUCCCCCUGCAGAGGAAUUAUGAUGGAGGACGAUUACAAACGCAUGCACAACAGAAACGACCAGCGCUACUGUGAGGUUGGCUUCAGCGUUGACGUUACCAAGGAGGGACGGCUGUUGUUGGGUGCUCCAGGAAGCUUUUAUUUCCAGGGUCAGGUCAUCACAGUGGGGGUGAGUGACAUCAUCAACAGUGGGCGAAGUAAUGAUGCUAUCCAUUAUGUAGUUGGCAUCAGCCAAACAGAUGAGAGGGGAGAUUAUGACCUUUACCGCGGUUACUCUGUGGCCAGUGGUCUGCUGACCGGAGACUCCACACCAGAUUAUCUUGUUGGUGUUCCAAAUGACAGAAACACAGCAGGAACAGUGAAGAUCUACGACGGCAGGAGCAGUGGCUCACUCAUUGUCUACCACAGCUUCCAGGGAACUCAGGUGGCGUCAUAUUUUGGACACAGUGUGGCUGUAGCUGACAUCAACAGCGACGGGUUAGAUGACGUGUUGAUUGGAGCUCCUCUCUUCAUGGGCAGAGUGAUGGAGCAGCUGCAGGAGAGAGGACAGGUGGUUUUGUACCUGCAGAGAAGACACGCCUCUUUCUCCUCCCGUCCUGACCAAUCACUGAUCGGCUUUUCUCCGUAUGGUCGGUUUGGCUCGAGCAUCGCUGUGCUGGGUGACCUGGACAUGGACGGUUACCACGAUGUUGCUGUUGGUGCUCCCUGGUCAGGUGACAGUGGUCAGGGCCAGGUAUUUAUUUACCUUGGCAACAGUAACGGUCUGUCAGCCACUCCCUCCCAGGUGAUUGGCAGCCCAGUGCCCACCAGCAGAAUGGCUUUCGGCUUUACUCUGAGAGGCGGGACAGACGUAGACGGGAAUGGAUACCCAGAUCUGCUGAUUGGCGCAUGGGCUGCAGACCAAGCUUUUGUUUACAGAUCCAGAACAGUGAUUCGGUCCCUAGUUUCUGUCUCUCUGCUGCCAGACUUCCUGAAUCCAGAGGUGAAGCUGUGUCAUCGGGAAAACACACCUGUGUCCUGUUUUGUUGUGCAGAUGUGUGUCCAUGUGUCUGGUCACAGAAUCCCACAGGAGACAGCAUUGUCGCUGGAGCUACAGAUGGACAGGCUGAAACAGCCAAUGGCAAGGCGGACUCUGCUGUUGUCAAGCAGUCAGUCACAGGAUAUGAUGAAGCUGAUGGUUCAGAGGGAGGAGGGCGUGGCCUGUGUCAAUCAGACUGCCUUCCUGAGGUCUGAGGAGGAUGUUCGUGAUAAGUUGAGUCCGAUCUUCAUCGCUGUCAAUGUCAGCCUCCUCAACUCUACCCAGCAUGCUUUGCUGUACGGACAGACACAUGCUAGUGCGCAAACCAGGAUUAUUCUCGACUGUGGUGAUGACAACAUCUGUGUUCCUGACCUGAAACUGAGAGCUGAGCCCCUGUCAGACAGUGUGUUGGUCGGUGAGGAUCAGUCAGUGAUGUUGUCAGUGUCAGCAGAGAAUGAUGGCGAGGGGGCGUAUGAGACCGAGCUGGUGGUCCAAAUUCCUGAACACACACACUUCCAGAGCAGCCAGGGUGUUAAGAGACUGGUGUGUGUUCAGAAGAAAGAGAAUCAGACUGUCGUUGUAGUCUGUGAUCUUGGAAACCCCCUGAGACAAGGACAUACACUGCAGGCAGGUCUUCUGUUCAGUGUCAGCCACCUGGAAGAGGUCGAGAGUCACAUCACCUUCAACCUCAGAAUCAGGAGUAAGAACUCAGUGAACCCCAACAGUAAUGAGGUCAUGGUGGAGGUUCUGGUGAAAGCAGAGGCAACGCUGGAGAUCAGAGGAGGCUCCUCCCCUCCAGAGGUGGUCAUGCCCCUCCCUGACUGGCAGCCUGCAGUGCAUCCUGGGAGUUUGAAGGACCUGGGGCCACUGGUGGAACAUGUUUACGAGUUGAGGAACCAGGGUCCCAGUGCGGUCAAUGCCCGGCUGACAGUGGACUUCCCUUCCACCUGGCGACAUCACUUCUUGCUCUAUGUUUUCUCCACUGCCCCUGAAGAAUCACUGAUCUGCAGAACCCUGAACGCAUCGCAGAUAGACCCAUUCAAGCUGCUUGCUAAUUCCUCCAGUGUUCCUGUACUUUCUCAGUUGAUCCAGCAGGAGACAAACUUACAACGUCAAACUGUUCAUGUGAACUGCAGCAGCAGUGAGACAGGGUGUGUCAGGAUUGUGUGUGAUGCCAUGACGUUGGGGCGGGGCUCCAGUGCCGUCGUCCGAAUUUCAGCCAGACUGUGGACACACACAGUCGCACAGACUCCCUACCUGAACUUUGACCUUGUGUCCUCUGCCUCUUAUGAUGUCAUCAACUCAUCAUCAAAGGUUCAACCAGUACUGCUGCCAAGUGGAUACACACAGACUCAGCUCAGUGUGUUGUGGCGUCCUCCUGAUGGAGAGAAAGAUAUUCCUAUUGGCUACGUUGUCCUGUCAAUAAUCUCUGGACUCCUCCUCCUGAGCAUGCUCUGUAUCAUCUUCUGGAAGUUGGGUUUCUUUAAGCGUACUCGCCCCCCCACCGAUGAUGACGAUGAAGAUGGAGAGCAGCAGCUGGCUGAGGACAGUCACAUGACUCAAUAGGACACUCACACACACACUCAGACUCACACACUCACAAAAACUCACACAGACUCACACACACACAUUCACAAACACACACACACUCACUUACACACACAC